AUGUUGAGACUUCUAACAUUAGCUUUUGCAAUAGCUGCCGUUGCGCUGAACCUUCGCGAUAAUUUAGAUGAUUUUCUUGACAACUUAGACAAAGACGAGUUAUUUAAUGAUGGCGAAUACAACGAAGAUGACGAAUUUACAUUGGAUGAGGAUAUCGACGAUUACAUGGAUGACGAAGAUGACGAUUUUUCAGACGACGAAGAUGAUGAGGAUGAAUAUGACCUCCAGCAAAUCACCACUAACUUUUCCUUUUCUCAAGACGACAAAGUUUCUGCUUUAACACCGGAAGCAAUUUUUGAUAGUGCGGAAAGACUGUUAGUUGAAGUUCAAGUUCCCGCAUUCUCUGGGCUUCGCGACGUCAAGUAA
Messenger RNA from Entamoeba invadens IP1, 366 nucleotides. RefSeq lists its product as hypothetical. NCBI's taxonomy places the organism in Eukaryota, Evosea, Mastigamoebida, Endamoebidae. The record is from RefSeq and is a predicted model, not a curated record. The coding region runs from base 1 to 366 and encodes 121 amino acids. The transcript has a single exon.